GGGUGUUUUUCUGACGGAGUGCAGCUCUAUCGUUUUAACUAUUAGCCGCCAGAUUCAUCUGAGCGGUGAAUUGUAUACGGUACUGGGGUUUCCUUUGCAGAAAACUGCAGGGAGCUACACGAGAAUAACUUCUGUUAAUACCGAAGGGGAUUUCAAACAAGAUAAAUGGUUGGCAAUCUCUUCUCCGUAAGGCUGCUAAACCUGGUGGCGGUAAAUUUGAAAAAAAUGUCAUCACGUACGAAGGAUGGCGUCCUCCAAGACAAGCGUUUCAAGAUCAUGGCUAGAGGGCUUCCGAAGCAAAAGCAGAUUGAAGGAGUUAAGCAAGUGCUGCUUGUAGCUUCUGGUAAAGGGGGCGUAGGAAAGUCCACAACGGCUGUAAACGUAGCCCUUGCAUUGGCAACAAAUGAACCGACAAAAGCAGUUGGGUUGCUUGAUGCAGAUGUAUAUGGGCCGUCUAUACCAAAAAUGAUGAAUCUGAAAGGAAAUCCAGAAGUGACAUCAAAAAACCUAAUGAGACCUCUUGUGAACUAUGGAAUUGCAUGUAUGUCUAUGGGUUUCUUGGUGGAAGAGACUGCACCAAUUGUCUGGAGAGGACUCAUGGUAAUGUCAGCUAUAGAGAAAUUACUGAGACAGGUUGACUGGCAGCAACUGGAUUAUCUGGUAAUUGACAUGCCGCCAGGGACAGGAGAUAUUCAACUGUCAAUCUCACAGAAUAUUCCAGUUGCAGGGGCUGUAAUUGUGUCCACUCCACAGGAUAUAGCUUUAUUGGAUGCACAUAAAGGGGCUGAGAUGUUCAGAAAAAUGAAUGUGCCAGUAUUAGGCCUUAUACAGAACAUGAGUGUUUUUCAGUGUCCAAAAUGCAAACAUGAAACCCAUAUUUUUGGAGCUGAUGGUGUGAAGAAAUUAGCCAAGAAUAUUGGUAUAGAUGUUUUAGGUGACAUUCCACUACACGUUCACGUAAGAGAAACAUCUGAUGCUGGCAAACCUAUUGUCAUUUCACAGCCCCAGAGCAAUGUGGCUCAAGCCUAUUUGAAGAUUGCUGCUGAAAUAGUGAAAAGACUGUCAGUUCUUCCAAUUUAAAGCCAUCAUUUUGUAGAGCUGGGACUUGAAUUUUAUCACUGAGAUGUUACUUAAGAAAUAAUAACAUAUAACAUAUAUUUUAUGACUGUGUAUUAUGGAAAGUUUUGCAGUUACAUAUUUUAAUAUCCAUACUUAGUGCUUUUAAUUUCAGUCAGCUAUGGAUAGUCUUCCAGCAGUUAACAACAAAGAAUCUUUUGGUACUUUAAAAACUGAUAAACUCAUUAGGACAUAAGCUGUCAUGGAUUACAAUUCAUUUAAUCGGAUUCAUUGAGUAUAGUCUUGAGAAAGGAGUAUUAUAUAUACACUCAGCUAAGAUGGGUCUGGAAGAUUCUUGAUAGCUGUAGUUGUUAAAAUGAACACUUAAAGCAUUUGUUCAGUACCUUCUAACAUCAAGAUGAAGUAAAAACCUAACUAAUUUGUGGAACUCAAUAUCUUCCAUUUAUCUGUCAAGAAUCCUCUGUGAAAUGUGGAAGAUUUUUUUAGAGAGUGGUGUCCCAAGUUUAUCUGUAUUUACUACAGAAACUGACAAAUAUCAAAGGAUCAUCUAAUGUAGGGAACUAUUUGUUUCUGUCAAAUAUUUGGGGUUAAAAUGCAGACACUGGUUUGGAUCCAAACUAUGACCUCUGUGAACUAAAGGAGUCUUUCUAUCCGUGGGAGGUGUUAAACGCAGCAGUGAAUUUAAAUUGGCAGGAUUAAGAGGGCAACAAUCUUUGCCAAGUUCCCCUUUUCUUACGGCACGCCAAAAUCUGCUCCAGCAAGUUGUGAGACUUUCUGGAAGUGAUGCUGGGAACUUCAGAGCAAGGGUAUAGUCAGCCAAGAUUAUCCUACUUUUCCUUUCUGCUAGUAAAGAGUUGGGGAACCUUUGAUCCUCCAAGUAUUGUGGAACUGCAACUUGCAGCAUCACACAUCACACAUUGCUUCUGCUGGCUACAGCUGCUGGGAGUUCUAGUUCAGCAGCAUCUUGAGAGCUUAUCUGGGCUAGCAGAAUAAUUCUGCUCAGGGAAUGGUCACAGUUGAUCCAGUCUGUAUAAAGAUCUACUUUAGUACCGUUGAAAUUGAUAAGACAUCUUCACCAUGACUAACUUUUCCCACUGAUUUAAUCAAGACCUUGUGCCAGUCACUGUCUUUCAGUCCAACCUGUCUUACCGAGUUGUGGUGAGGAUAAAAUGAAGGGGGGACCCCAUGCUUUAAUCUCUCAUAUGAAUGGUUAAAUAUAAAUGCAGUAAAUUUAAAAUAAAUGAAAUAAUGGGACUAAAAUGAAAAUUGACAGUCUGGAUCCAACACAGUAGACACUUAAUUUGUUCUCCUGUGAAGAGUUAUUGUAAAAUUGCCAGAUAUUAUUUAUUUUUAGCUAUCAAGUAACAGGAAAUUUAAAGAACGAUCUUUUUACUUUUAUGCAUUAUCCUCUGUCAGUUGAUGCUUGAUAAAUCCUGUAUUGUAAUUGUCUUAGCAAAUUGUUUCAUUUUCUUAUAUCGAGCAUGAGUAAACUCAAAAUUCAGCAGCAAGCUCCUCAUUAAAGUAGAAGCAUCAGGUUGCUGAGGGAAGAAAUGGGUGAUAAAAAUUAAUUACUGAUCACUGAACAUAUUAUAGUUUCACAAGAGAGUAAUAGCCCCAAAUCUAUAAACAGAAGAUCUAAUUGCCAAUUUUUAUCCAACACACAUAGAUUUUUAAUAUAUAUAUAUUUCAUUAUUAUAUGCAUGUUGAUAAACAUAUACAUAUAUGCGCAUACAAAAGUUUUACUGACUGUGUUAAACCACCUCUUCUUAGUUCAGGUUACCACUUUUCUUUUUAUCUAUAAACUAACAGAGGAACACAUAAACUAAAGUACACAAAUACAUUGCUAAGAUCUUAGCAAUAAUUAUGGUUUGUAGAAGUUGGUUGGUACUUCCUUUUUAUUACUAUUUGUUUAAGACUUGGCUUAAUCUGUACUUUUAAAGUUUUGCAUUUGUGUUUUAUUGGUUUGGGACUGUAAAUUAAAUAACAAAUGAACAAAUAAAGUAAAAAGAUACCCAAAUAUACU
This is a messenger RNA of Candoia aspera, 3100 nucleotides long. It is a transcript of the gene NUBPL, whose product is annotated as NUBP iron-sulfur cluster assembly factor, mitochondrial. Gene Ontology annotation, cellular component: mitochondrion. NCBI's taxonomy places the organism in Eukaryota, Metazoa, Chordata, Lepidosauria, Squamata, Candoiidae. Bases 166 to 1080 code for a protein of 304 amino acids. Gene Ontology annotation, biological process: iron-sulfur cluster assembly; mitochondrial respiratory chain complex I assembly. Gene Ontology annotation, molecular function: ATP-dependent FeS chaperone activity; ATP binding; 4 iron, 4 sulfur cluster binding. The transcript has 11 exons. The record is from RefSeq and is a predicted model, not a curated record.